AGAUUAAUAAAGACGCCGAGGAUGAACUGCGCAUGCGUAGGAGUUUUGUGUUUAUGUUUUUACGCGAAACACAGAUUGAUAGGACACGCGCGCAGACAGGGAGUCACGUGACUGCUGGGGGUGGGGGUAGCAUCAUCAUCAGCAUCAGCAUCAUCAGCAUCAUCAUCCUCCUCUCUUGCAGUGUCUCCCAAUGCCUUUCAGAAUGAGAAAGCAAAAUGUGUCCAUCAUCAAAGCCUUUUAAUUUUAUUUUAGAUUGCACGUUGGCUUUUGUUGCAUGAAAUGCACUGAUAUUUGUCUUUUUUUUCAUCCUUCCCCUUCUUUAUUUUUCAUGCACCUCAUUUCAUCCUGCUGUGGUGAUGAAUGGUGCAGCAGGAAUCAUGGCUGACCUUCUUGCCACAGCCAUUUAUCUUUUUUUGCUUCCCAUCUAAGGAAGAGAUUUUUCCCAUCUGAACAAAAAGCCCUGCUUUACAGUAGCGCUCAGCUCUCUGGCUUCGGCAGCUGGUUGCGUUUGCGAGCCAGUACUGUCUCUUUUGACACACACACCACACACUCACACACACACACGUAGACAAAAGGCCAGAGCUGCCUGUCGAACACUGCCCCCUUUUUCCUUUGCAUCAGCGAAGACACAGGGUGACCCACAGGACAGGAGGAAGAGAAGAAAUGAAAUAACAAAAUAUUAAACCACAUACAUAUACACACAAAUACACAAACACACACACAAACACAUAUUUACUGCAACACACAGGAACAGAAUGGGGCCUGGAUGGAUCGGGAUGCAGCAUUUGCAUGGAUCUUGGAAUCAUGGAAGAUUCCCAGUAGACGAAGCAGCAAAGAGAUUUAGGUUAGAGACGACAGGAUGCUUGGGUUGCCCAGGACUGAAGGACAAGACAGCUGAUUUUAAUUGACAAAAACCCUCUCUCUCUCUCUCUCUCCCUCUCUCUCUCUUUCUCUCUAUUUCUCUUUCUCUCUCUUUCAUUCUGGGAGAAGACGAAGGAGAGGAAGCAGGGACGUUGGAUAAAGGGAGAGGAGCAUGAACCGGAGAGAGUGAGAGAGUGAGUGAGUGAGUGAGGGGGGGAGGUAGAGCAGGAAAACGGAAGAGCAGAACCAGUGCUGCAGAAUGGGGUAGAAACGGAGAGGCAAGAAUCAAAAACGAGGCCAGGGUUUUAGCUCAUAUCCCUAAGACCAUGGGCGACAUGAAAACCCCGGACUUUGAUGAUCUACUUGCGGCCUUUGACAUUCCUGAUAUGGUCGACCCCAAGGCCGCUAUCGAAUCCGGCCACGAUGACCACGAGGGGCAGCUCAAACAAAAUGUUCACCAUGAUGAGGACUCCCAUGUUCCUUCGAUGCCAGAUGUUGGAGUGAGCGUUAUUGUCAAGAAUGUUCGAAACAUCGAUGCCAACGAUCACUCGCUUUCAGACAAGGAUAUCCAUUGUUCAGUAGGGAACGGAAUGCACAACGGGUUCAUGGCCAUGUCACCUAACAACAGGUUUAGCAAAGAUGGCGAAAAGCUUCAAAAAGUUGGAAAUCAUGGAACAGAAGUGACUGGCUCCAGGUAUAACCAAUUUAGUCCAAUUUCCAGUGCUGACGAGUUUGAUGAUGAUGACAAGAUUGAAGUAGAUGACCCUUUGGACAGGCAAAACAAUUUACCUUGUUUUAGUCCAAAUCCUCUUACAGGACUUAAGAGAGAGGAGCUUUAUUCUAAUCUUUCAGGCAAUGGUUCAUUGAAGAUGGGAACUAAUGGAAGUUACAAUCAUUCAAAAACUGGAAACACUAAUACCAAUGGUACUUUAGGAAACCCAAAUGCCUACGAUCCUCCAAAACUAAGGAAAACAGAGGACCAACUCAAAGAGGUACUCCGCGGCCAAGAUGGGAAAGAAGGAAGGGAGCCAGUAGUUGGGUUGAGUAUGUCCAACCUGUCUCAAGCCAAGGCUAAAUCAUCAGCCAAGCUCUCAUCCUGCAUUGCUGCUAUUGCUGCUCUGAGUGCAAAAAAGGCCAGCACAGACAUAACUGCUGCUGAACCCACUGUCACUAAUCAGGACUCUCCAAAAGAGGCUAAGGAGAGUCCAAAGGUGACAGAAAAGAUUCCAGAGCAAGAGUCAGCCCUGGAGCUUGCCAAGAAAUUGCUUUCCAAACAGCCAGAGAGUCCGUGUAGUGUUACCAGUGAGAACAGCAGCAAAGGGUCACCCUCAUCUCCUGUAGGAUCCACCCCUGUCAUUCCCAAGGUGCGUAUUAAAACCAUUAAGACAUCUUCAGGCCAGAUCAAGAGGACUGUAACAAGGGUGUUGCCGGAGUUUGACCCCGAAGGCCUGAAGAAAGGUAUCGACUCGGGAUCCAUUGUGGUAUCUUCCUUUUUGUCGUCUCCCACAUCAAACUCUGUUUUGUCAUCUCCCACCCGGACCUCACUCCCAACCACAGUGAUGGCAACUUCCGGAGGUUCAACCAUUGAAGUCACAAAGCAAAUGACCAUCAAGCCUGUUGCUACUGCCUUUUUACCAGUGUCUGCAGUAAAAACUGCUGGUUCCCAAGUAAUAAACUUAAAAUUAGCUAACAAUACAACAGUAAAAGCCACAGUCAUACCUGCUUCAUCUGUUCAAAGUGCCAGCAAUGCAAUUCUCAAAGCUGCCAAUGCUAUUCAGCAACAAACUGUUGUGGUACCUGCUUCCAGCCUUGCCAACACCAAACUUGUGCCAAAGACUGUCCAUCUUACCAACUUGAACCUCCUUCCUCAAGGUACAUCAGCCUCAGAGCUCCACCAGGUUUUGUCUAAACCCCAGCAACCCGUUAAACAAGCCAUGAUGCCCAGUCAACCCCCUAAGAAAGUGUCUCGUGUGCAGGUGCUGGCCAGUUCCCAGAGUUCAGUCGUGGAGGCGUUCAACAAAGUUUUAAGCAGUAUCAACCCUGUGCCGGUGUAUGUUCCAAACCUUUGCCCUCCCUCCUCAUCAUGUAUUUCUUUACCAUCCCGUGGUUAUAAAUGCCUUGAGUGUGGUGAUUCUUUUGCUCUAGAGAAAAGUCUAACUCAACAUUAUGACAGAAGAAGUGUUCGCAUUGAAGUUACGUGCAAUCACUGCUCCAAGAACUUGGUCUUUUACAACAAGUGUAGUCUACUAUCCCAUGCCAGAGGACAUAAGGACAAAGGUGUGGUCAUGCAGUGUUCCCACCUUAUCUUAAAGCCCAUCCCUGCCGAACAGAUGAUAUUGGCUCCCUCUGUGACCUCUAGUGCCCCCAUUUCAUCUACAGGGCAAAGCUCUUUUGCAGGAUAUCAUGGGAAAAGUGAAACAACAGUGAUCUCCGCACCUUCUUCAGCACCUGUAGUGGCUGCCAUGCCUCUAGAUGAAGAUGCUUCUCGAGUGUGUCGAUCAAGCCUUAAGUGCUUGGAGUGUAACGAGGUAUUUCAGGACGAGUCAUCUCUGGCCAUGCAUUAUCAACAGGCUGCUGAGUCAAGUGGACAAAAAUCCUGCACCAUCUGCCAAAUGCUGCUGCCAAACCAGUGCAGCUUCGCCUCUCAUCAGCGAAUCCAUCAGCACAAGUCUCCGUACAUCUGCCCAGAGUGCGGCGCCAUCUGUCGCUCCGUCCAUUUCCAAUCCCAUGUCACCAAGAACUGCCUGCACUACACGCGGCGAGUGGGCUACCGGUGUGUCCACUGUAGCGUGAUCUUUGCUGAUGUCACUGCUCUCAAGUCACAUACCCAGGGCUCUCACUGUGAGAUCUUCUACAAAUGCCCUAUCUGCCCCAUGGCCUUCAAAUCUGCUCCGGGGACUCACUCACACGCCUACACUCAGCACCCGGGUGUGAAGAUCGGAGAGCCCAAGUUGAUCUACAAAUGCUCCAUGUGUGAUACGGUCUUCACCCAGCAGAUUCUGCUCUACACACACUUUGACCAGCACCUUUCCAGUCAGAAAGUGUCUGUGUUCAAGUGUCCCGACUGCUCCAUGCACUACGCCCAGAAGCAGCUCAUGCUGGAUCACAUUAAGUCAACACACGGGACGCUUAAAACCAUCGACGGUCCCCCAAACCUCGGCAUUAAUCUCCCGCUCAGCAUCAAGCCCAUCAACUCCAUGACCUCCAACUCCAACAGCAAAGACUCGGGUCCCCUAAACAGCCUUGACAAAGGGGAUAAGAAGCCCUCGUCUCCGGUGAAGAAAACCGCCUACGGGACCGACGAUCGACACAAAAAGCCUGCCUCGUCCGCUGUGACGUCCUCAGGUCCUGGCUGGACAUGUAAGGAGUGUGAUCGUCUCUUCACACAGAGAGAGGUCUUCGUCGCUCACAUGAAGAGAGAGCAUGGGAAGCAGCUGAAGAAACAUCCGUGUCGUCAGUGCGACAAGUCCUUCAGUUCCUCACACAGUCUCUGCAGACAUAAUCGCAUCAAACAUAAAGGCAUCCGCAAAGUUUACUCCUGCCCUCACUGUCCAGACUCCAAACGCAGCUUCACCAAGAGGCUUCUUCUGGACAAACACAUCCAGCUGAGACACGGCACGAAGGAAGCAGAGAGAAGAUCAGCGCUGGAGUCCAGCAGCACGGAGGAGGUCGCAGUUAAAGACCAGGUACGGAGUCCCAAACGGAAGCUCAACUCUGACGGCGAGGACGCUGAAGAAGAGGAAGAGGAAGAAAACGAGGAAGAGCACCUUGAGGGGAUCCCCAGCCACGAGCGCACAGCCUCCUUGUGCCCUCAGCCCAUGAAGAAGCUGAAGGUGAGCGUGUUAAAGACUCACAGAUGCGCCGUGUGCAGUUUCUCCACCACCGAGCUGACGCUUUUCCAGAAACAUCUCCCGUCGCAUAAAACGGACGGCUCGUCGCACCAGUGCUCCGAGUGUGGCCUGUGCUACACGUCACGCCACUCGCUCGCACGCCACCUCUUCAUCGUGCACAAGAUGAAGGAGCCUCCGAGCGCCGUGCAGCAGGAGAACACUCCCAACGUGCCAGACACGCAGUGCAGGGUGUGCGGCAAGACAUUCGACGCCGAGCCGGCUUUAAACACACACAUGCGCACGCAUGGCAUGGCCUUCAUCAAAUCCAAGAGACUGAGUGCAGCUGAGAAGUGACAGUCCGAUCUCAAACGCUUAUACAGGACCCGGUUUGAGACGGAACCCACCUUCAUAAUCAGAGACACGGGGAUACAGAAGCAGGGAUAAACCUGGGAAAACAAGGAACAGUGACGGGAUCCUAACGUGAACACAUGAGACGUGCGGAAAAACACGGCCUUAAACACGUCCACGCACAUGAAGGGAAACACACAGCUGUUUUUUUUCACUGAAACAUGGAUAGAAGGUGGACCACAGAGACGUUCCCCGUCUCGUUCCUGCAUCUCCGUGCGUCUCCAGUAUAUAUAUAUAUAUAUAUAUACGACUUCUAUAUAAAUACACAUAUCUAUGAGAAAUGUAUAAAUAUAAAUAAGCACACACGAGUGUUUGAGGAUAUGUAAUAUAUUGAAAGUGGAAUCAUGUGUAUUUAAAUAUCUAUGAAAAAGGCAUUUUGUACACUUUAUGAUAGACGUUUGUAUGGAUGUCUGAUAGAACUUUUUAUACGGCAGAAGUUUUAUUUUCUAUUAGACCUUAUGUCUCGUCUUCUCAACCCGUUCCCUCAAAUUAAGCUGAGAUUCAUUCCGAGCUCCUUUAUUAAACUGUUCGUUCGGAUCAGAGAGAGGUCUUAGAUCGGAUUUUACCACAAAUGUAUUCGUGAAGCGGAGACAUGUUUGGUAUCUGACGUGUAAAUCAUCACACUCAACUCACACAAUAAAAUAUCCUGAGAAUAAAUCUGUGUUAUUAACCUGCAGAAUUUAGGCCACGCCCCCUGCUGGAGAUACUUCAUGAGACCUUAACGUGUGUGUGUGGUGGUGGUGGUGGUGGGGGGGGUGUUCAUGUAAUAAACGCUGGCUAUGAUUGAAUGAAACCUUCGCACAGUGUGAAGGAGAUGCUGGCCGAGCUCUCGUUAACUUCAUUCCUAAUUCUAUCCAUUAAAAAUCGCCAGUUAUAAAAAUCGUCAAUUAAGAUGCCAGUUAAAUUUUCCUUCGAUAAUGUUAUCAAACUUCUCACUCGAGCCGAAAUCACACCAGAAACGUUUUAGACAAGCUCCGCCCCCUGGGACUCCUGUAAGGUGUGAAUACUGCAGCGUAUCUCAGUGUUAAAUCCUCACUGCAACAGACACCAAACAUGUCUCCAUCGGAUCGACCGCAUUUAUUAAAUUUAGUGUUUAAUUUAUUGUCCUUAUCUGUUUCGAUGACCGUCACAAACCCGUGUUGUCUUAACAUCAGCGCUUUUAUCGGUGUAUCAUAGCAACAGGACCUUGCUGUUUUUUUUUUAAUUUUAUUUCCUUCAUUAUUAUUCGAUUGUUCGAUCAGGAAUAGACGCAGGGCAACAUACCGGAUGGAUGUUACGUUUUAGUUCUUAAUGUAAAACGUUUUAAUGCAUCAGGUGUUUUCUGGCUCAUUUUAAACCUCCCAAAGAAGAUUUUGUAUGAAAAAUAUAUGCCAAAUUUCCUUUUCCUGCUAAUUCACAGACAUUUCAUUUCUCUCCGCUGCUCCGUCGACUCGGCCGCUCGUCCCGAUUUGCGUCGCUCGACAAAAGAAUGUGUGUAUAAACACGAAACCGGAAUGUUUUCGAAGCCGUUAGCCGUUAGCUAAGACGUUUUUCAACAUUUUCAACCGGUGAGACGUGUUGAUAUUAUAAAAGCAAAUAAUCACAAUAAAAAAAAACCUUUAUUACAGUGUUACAAUUGUUCAGAGUUUCCACACAGGACACAGUUUGGAUGUAUUUAUGUGUUUUUUUUUUACUUUUUGGAUAAAUGAACGUUCGUGAGAACGCGUUUGUUUGUGCAUGAGAGAAGCCGUUGAUGGUCGUUUCUUAGGCUGUCUUGCUGCUGUUCAGUAGAUUUGUCUGAUGUUUGUGUAAAAAAAAACACAAAAGUAGUUACUGUCAAUAAACAAUACAGGAAACAAAGCUGA
Messenger RNA from Tachysurus fulvidraco (yellow catfish), 6943 nucleotides. RefSeq names its product zinc finger protein 532 (gene znf532). The record is from RefSeq and is a predicted model, not a curated record. The coding region runs from base 1188 to 5045 and encodes 1285 amino acids. Lineage: Eukaryota; Metazoa; Chordata; Actinopteri; Siluriformes; Bagridae. The transcript is spliced from 11 exons.